AUGGGCCGCCUGGCCGAUCUGCUGCUCCAGGGCCACAAAAAUAACAAGCCGCCGGUGCAGCAAGCAAUGAACAACGCUUCGACCAAAUUUUCCGACAACUACGACGUCAAGGAGGAGCUCGGAAAGGGUGCCUUCUCGGUGGUGCGACGAUGCGUCCAUAAGAGUACUGCCGCGGAGUUUGCCGCCAAGAUCAUCAACACGAAGAAGCUGAGCGCUCGCGAUUUUCAGAAACUGGAGCGCGAGGCCCGGAUCUGCCGCAAGCUGCAGCACCCGAAUAUUGUCCGCCUGCACGACAGCAUCCAGGAGGAGUCCUAUCACUACCUCGUCUUUGACUUGGUAACCGGCGGAGAACUUUUCGAGGAUAUCGUCGCCCGUGAAUUCUACUCCGAAGCAGAUGCUAGCCACUGCAUCCAGCAGAUUCUCGAGUCGAUCGCCUACUGCCACACCAACUCCAUCGUUCAUCGUGAUCUGAAGCCCGAAAAUCUGCUCCUUGCCAGCAAGCAGAAGGGCGCCGCCGUCAAGUUGGCUGAUUUCGGGUUGGCCAUAGAGGUUACUGCCGACCAGGAAGCUUGGUUCGGGUUUGCCGGCACCCCUGGAUACCUCUCGCCGGAAGUGCUGAAGAAGGACCCCUACGGCAAGCCGGUCGACAUAUGGGCCUGUGGUGUGAUCCUCUACAUUCUACUGGUCGGCUACCCGCCAUUCUGGGAUGAGGAUCAGCACCGGUUGUACGCACAGAUCAAGGCUGGAGCCUAUGAUUACCCAUCACCCGAAUGGGACACUGUGCGCCCGGAGGCCAAGCAGCUCAUCGACCGCAUGCUUACCCCGAACCCGAAGAAGCGCAUCACCGCCGAUGAGGCCCUCAAGGUUCCAUGGAUCUGCCAACGUGACCGCGUGGCGUCGGCCAUCCACAGGCAGGACACGGUCGACUGCCUCAAGAAGUUUAACGCCCGCCGCAAGCUUAAGGGCGCCAUCCUGACGACGAUGAUCGCGACGCGGAACCUGUCGAGUAAGUUCUCGGCUGCUGCUGCUGCUACCGCAGCUGAAGGUGGG
This is a messenger RNA of Mesorhabditis spiculigera, 1050 nucleotides long. The record is from the annotation of a GenBank genome assembly. Lineage: Eukaryota; Metazoa; Nematoda; Chromadorea; Rhabditida; Rhabditidae.